CACAGCUGAGGACAUUCAGAUAUACACUUAUGAGUGCCUGACUUAUCAGGUCAUGAAAGAAUCUAAGAAAGGAUUAGAAUAUAAGAAAAUAUAUUACUUCAUGAAAGCAGUUUCAGAGAUAAUAGAGAAGAUGAUGACAAAGUUUCUAUAUAAUGAGAUCUAUAUUAACUAUGAAAUGUCAUGUAAGAUUCUAACUGAUAAUGAUGUAAAUCUUAUAGAAGAAGUGAUAAGGCAUUUCAUAA
Molecule: messenger RNA, 242 nt
Organism: Blastomyces gilchristii SLH14081
Lineage: Eukaryota; Fungi; Ascomycota; Eurotiomycetes; Onygenales; Ajellomycetaceae
Exons: 3
Source: RefSeq, a predicted model, not a curated record